This is a messenger RNA of Seminavis robusta, 3159 nucleotides long. The record is from the annotation of a GenBank genome assembly. NCBI's taxonomy places the organism in Eukaryota, Bacillariophyta, Bacillariophyceae, Naviculales, Naviculaceae.
AUGAGACCAACGAGACCACCGCCAACAACGAGACCACCGCCACCACCGCGCCACGAGACCACCGCCACCACGAGACCACCACCGAGACCACUGCGAACAACGACACCACCGAGACCACUGCCAACAACGAUGCCAACGAGACCACCGCCACCACCGAGACCACCACCGAGACCACUGCGAACAACGAGACCACCGCCACCACCGAGACCACUGCCAACAACGAUGCCAACGAGACCACCGCCACACAACGAGACCACCACCGAGACCACUGCGAACAACGAGACCACCGCCACCACCGAGACCACUGCCAACAACGAUGCCAACAACAAUGCCAACAAUGCCAACAAUGUAGUGGAUGCCAACAACGAUGCCAACAACAAUGUAGACGAUGCCAAUGACCCGCCGGUUGGUGCCAACGAAGAAGCCCUGCCUUCUGAAGAAGUCCUGCUUUCUGAAGUAUGCAGCCUUUUUGCCAACCAGAACUACAACAAGGACUACUCAAAGUUGGUUUGUAUUUUGGCCUAUGCUGCCAAAGUUGUUGAGAAAGACAAGAUGGACUUGGUUUGGAAACAACGAACCCGUCAAUCCAUUGAUGAUUGGGAUUUUGAGAAAGGGAUGCCUGAGUUGAAGGACUUUAGGGGGGCCACAUGGAAGAAGAUCCAGGAAGGGAUUGAACAGCGUCGUAAAGAAAGACGUCAGGAAUCCAAAGAGCAGGGCUUGCGACUAUCCCAUCUUCCUUCCAAGAAGGUCUUCAAUGCGUUCUUGAGACGUGCCUUCCUCCUCAUUGAUGGUCUUCGCGUCAUGAAUCCAACACUCAGCAAAUCCCAACUUAUGGAACUGUUCGAAAGAGAGUUUGGCCAGUGUAACAAAAAACCAGAAACAGAGGCCAAAAUGGAACAACUGCAAGAACAAUUCUUUGAAGGCAUCAGACAAGGUCUUUGGGAAGAAAUCCUUGGAAAGAAAGGCUUGCUCAAAGCCAAGAACAGUGCUGCUGCCAGGAAGGGCAAAGCAAAAGAGGAGGAAGAAACAGAAGAUGAAGCCGAAGACGAUGAAACCGCGGACAAGGAAGAGGCAUCCGCCACUGCUGCUUCCAGGAAGGCAUCCGCCACUGGUGCUGCUUCCAGGAAGGGCAAAGCAAAAGAGGAGGAGGAGGAGGAAGCAACUCACAUUUCCUUUCAACUUUACAUUCCUGCCACCCCAACCAGGCACAAGGCCCAAACCAUGCUUGCCGAAAAUAAGAGGUCCAACAUGGCUCACCUCUCCACCAAGGCCCUUUCAAAGCAUUUGGUUGCUCUGGUUAAGAGGGUUCAUGAUGGCCCUGUUGACUGGUAUCAAUGGUUUCAAAAUGUAUUUGAUACCUCCUGGGUCAAGGAUUAUUGCAACGCUCCAAACAGGGAGAACAGAGAGGUGCAAUGGGAACUGGUGAGAAAGCUUCAAGAACUCGCUUUUGGGUUGGUACAGGUCACUCCAAAGGAUCUCUUUGGUGGUGACUUCAAACUCCAUGACAGGGUGGGUUUUCUUCCAAAAACUGAUCUGGCUUGGCAGUGGCUUGGAGCCCACCAUCUUCUUGGGUGCACUGAUGCUCACUCUUACAAAGCCGAUGUUGGGUAUCCAAGGGAUGAUCUAUGUGUAGUGGAAGUGGAAAACCCCAAUCUGAAACCUCUUCCACCUCCUACCGUGAAUUUGGACAUGAUCAAAGUAACCAAUUCUCGAGGAGAGUGGAAGCAACUUGCAAAGACUGGAUCUGGAUCCCCAAACCGGACCAAAUGGAAUGAUUCUACCUUGCUCUCUACUUUGGUUGGAAAGAACCUUGCAGACUUUGCAGGGGAAAAGCUGAACCUACAGCCUUUUGGCAAGAAUGGCAAGACAUUUGAAGAUGCUGCCACGGACACAGUGACACGGGGCUGGAAACAGGUUGAGAUUGAAUAUGAGACAACUCAUUCCCACCUUGACUGCCUGUCUUUAUUGGAGAACCUCUUUUCUGAUAAUGAUGUCAAGCUGAUCUCUGAUGAAGGUAUUAAGCAAGCUUUCAAACGCUGUGCAAUGAAAUUGGCACUUACCCCUCCAGAGGCUUUUUCUGCAGACUCUCUAAUUCUGAAAAGAGGUAAAGUGCUUUUCAAACCACUCCCUCUCACAAACCUGUGGAUAGCUUCGGGUAUGUACUUUGGCUUUCCUUGGAACCAUGAAACCUCCAGCAACCCAGGUAGCCCAAACCACAGCGGUGGUGCAACCCCAGAGAAUCGAGCUGUGCCAAUUGUGCUAACUCCACCUCCCAUUCCAAGAAAGAGAAAAUUUGGAGUCCAGUUUAAGAAGGAGAGGGGGGGCAAAAGGACGAGGUUUCAGUUCUCCCUCCACACCCCCACCCAGACAAAGACCAAAAACACCAAACUUGCACUCAUAUCUCAACUGGUGUCAACACUGAAACUUGAGUAUAAUAUUGUUGCAGAGAGGGACAGGUGGGCUCUACAAGUUGAUGUCUUCGUCACCAGAAUCACUCCACAUACCCUCAUUCACAACAAGAUCCAGAUUAGAGCUUUUGUCUUUCUUGUCUUGUUCAUUAUCAUGACAAGCUUGGAGAGCUCUGGUUUUGAUUCUGCACAAGCCACCUUGAAGGCAUUUCAAGUGAUCAAUGCCUUUGGACCAAAAAUGAUCAGUGCAAAACUGCUCCAGUCGCAUGUGGACAUCCGAAAGGACUAUGAGGACGUGGUUGGUGCUUCUACUGGCUUUGACUGUUUGGCUGAAGUUAUUGCAAACUGUGCUGUCUCUGACUCUAUUCCUGCUACUUUUGAGGAACUCAAGAAUUUUGGAAACGCAGUAACUGAUACUGUGGCAAGCCUGGUUUUGCAAGAAGCAUUUGCUUUUGGGGCUUCCCCUGUAUUGGAUAAGGACUGCCUGGGUUUGUGUCUUGCCUUGGGUUUGGUUGAAUCGGCAGGUGCCUACCAUGAUGUUGUUAAAAACAUCCAGGCUUGGUUGCCACCAGAAGGCUGUGCUAGUUUCCACAGAACCAUGAAGAGUUUUCAUGAGCUUCUCAUGAAGGCCGGUAUCCAUGUUACCAUGAAGGAAUGCAUCCAGAAAUAUUUUGCAACUUCAUACCAGGUGGGGAUUUCUGACAUUCUAAAUGAUAUCUUCAACAGCUGGGUGCAUGAAAUUACUAAAUGA